GCCGCCCGCCGCCGGCGGAAGCGGAAGCGGCAACGCCGCGUGCGUCCGCGGUGCCCGUUGCAGCUCGGCCUGUCCUCGCCGCAGCGCCCGGCCCCAGCCCGGCCAUGGCCGUACGCGCCAGCUUCGAGAACAACAACGAGCUGGGCUGCUUCGCCAAGCUCACCAACGCCUACUGCCUCGUGGCCAUCGGCGGCUCCGAGAACUUCUACAGCGUCUUCGAGGGGGAGCUCUUCGGGACCAUCCCGGUGGUGCACGCCUCCAUCAGCGGCUGCCGCAUCAUCGGCAGAAUGUGUGUGGGAAACAGACACGGACUGUUGGUCCCAAGCAGUACGACAGACCAAGAACUUCAACAUAUCCGCAAUAGUCUUCCAGAUUCUGUACGCAUUCAACGAGUAGAAGAGCGUCUCUCGGCACUGGGCAAUGUCACUACCUGCAAUGACUAUGUAGCUCUUGUUCAUCCAGAUCUUGACAGGGAGACAGAAGAGAUCUUGGCAGAUGUACUGAAGGUUGAGGUUUUCAGGCAAACGGUAGCGGAUCAGGUGCUGGUAGGAAGUUACUGUGUUUUUAGUAACCAAGGAGGAAUUGUGCACCCCAAAACUUCAAUUGACGAUCAGGAUGAACUGUCUUCGUUGCUCCAGGUCCCACUCGUGGCUGGAACAGUGAAUCGUGGCAGCGAGGUCAUUGCAGCAGGAAUGGUUGUGAAUGACUGGUGUGCCUUCUGUGGGCUGGACACGACCAGCACUGAGCUCUCCGUCAUUGAGAGUAUCUUCAAGCUGAAUGAAGCUCAGCCAAGUACCAUCGCUACCAACAUGAGAGAUUCCUUGAUUGACAGCUUGACAUGAGCAGUGUUGGUUCCUACUUUCCAGAAAGCUCCUAAGGAGUGAAGUGUCAAGCUGCACUUUGGAUUACAGACAUCUAGACCUUCUGAUGUUUCUGCAGGCCUAGCCCAAGGAAGAAGCUACAAAACCAACUUUUUGUAGUGUUUUGUAAACUAAGUAUUACCAAAACUGACAAAUAACAUACAUAAGUUACAAAUAAGGAAUGCUCUCUAUCCCUUUGCUGAAUUUUUCCAGUUCUUCAGCUGUGCUUUUCUUAUUUUGUGAUGCUGAGGUCCUCAAAUUAGCCCACAAUAUUUACUCUUGUGGCUCUUGGAUAUUGAUCGCUAGAGAUUAUUUUGCCUUAAAUAAUGCAUUAGUGUUCUGCUGUACAGCAGUCUGUUUCAGCACAUACAUGGCACUGCCCUCUCUUUCCACACUCCUGCUAAAGCAUGGUGGUUUUGCUGCAGGUAGACUUAAGAGCUCCUUGUAUGUUCAAUACUGAAAAUACAGUAUUUACUUGCCACAAAAUAAUUCAAAAGUCAUCACCUGCUCUCUUGCCCUGACUUGCAGCUAUUCCCACAGGGCCAGUGUUUCUGAAGUGAUCGGCUCAGAUUAAAAUGAGUUUCUCAAAGUCAAUCCAGGGGCUUCUAACAGCAACAAUGUGUUGUGUUUGAUCUGUUGUCUGCAGAUGCCUGGUGGCAUGUGUGCUGCUGCCGAGGCAUCUGCAAGAGAGAGCCUAGAAAAGCACGCUAUUGCCAGUGGGCUUAAAUGUGUUCUACAGGAGUUAGCCACCUAUGCUGGGAAACUCUUAGAAGUCAGCACAUCAAAAAAUAUUUAAACCACCUCAUCUUGAGUUAUCUUGGAGACAAAGGUUAAGUAACACGGUUCUAAGCAGUUACUCCGUUCAGUCAGAUGUUACAAACUUGGGAGCUUGCUAAUUAAGAGCUCUGCCUUUAUCAGGGAGUGAUGAUGAUGAAAAGGAGCUGUAGAUACUGCUUUCAGGUUGAAGAUAGGCAUUUGCUUCUAAACAGCUGUUGCUCACUGAUCUCUCAUUUCAGUUGCUUUUCUUCUGCUUGACUGUUAAAGGCAUACUGAAGGCAUAGAAAUGCCUCCACUUCCCACCCUAAGGGGAUGUGGAAACUCCUCGCUUGCUUCCCCACAGCUGCAUUCCUCUUGUCUGGGUUCUCUUGAGGAGUGCUGUCCUGAAGGCAGUGUGGGCAGAGCUCUUUUUUGGCCUUGGUGCUUCAGGCUUUGUAGAAAAUUAAGUAAAUCUCCAUUUUUGUUUUACUGUCGGGAUGUUUAGGGAAGGUUCUAUAAGUUUGGGUUGAUUAAAGGUUGCUCCUUAAACUUUUAACUAAAGAUUGCCAUAGGAUCUCAGAUCAGCAGUCCUGCCAUCUGGUCUGCCCAGAAUGGUAGCUGAGCCAGGGGCUGCCAUUUCCAGACAGCUCAGUGUCCUUCUGCCAUUGGGGAAGCCUGUAAACAGCUUGUAGCUCCUUGCAACUCGGGCUAACAAUUUUUGGUGUUUAUGGCCCCUUUGAUAUAGUGGACUACAUUUCUUGGCACUGACUCCCAGGUCUUCUCCUCUUAGUGUAUUUCAGUAUUUAGAGUGAGAAGCUUCUUUCCUUUGGCCACCUCACAGAGCUCUGUUCUUAGGUAUAGAUGGCAAAGAGUCUGAUUGUUGCUAUCGGUGUUAGCAUGUAUUCGUCAAGUGUGAAAUGAGCAAGGCUGAAGUUCUCCUCUGCAACUUCUGUAAUUUUUUUUUCCAUUCCAGUUAAUAGGCAGGAAUCUUCAUUUAUAUCAGAGAUCUUGGUCUGUGUUACGUGUUAAAAAUUGCUUAGAGAUAAACAAGAAAAAUAAUCCAAUCUCUGUAUAAUCCAAAUUCUUAAAUAGGGAAGAUACUGGUACAGUGUUGGGGGUUGUGCUAUGCCAAAGAGGAUUAAAGACAGCAGAAAUGGGUAUUGCUAACUGUGGUGUGCGAUCUCUUACAAAAGUUGCAUUGAAACUUGGGAACUGGAAGGUGGCAAAUGUGAUACCUGUUCUAAGCAAGGGUUUGUGGGAUUUCUGACCUAGUAAGAUGGACCUAUGUACAAGGAAAACAGAAACUAUAAUAAAGAAUGGAAUUAGUAGAAACCCGGA
This is a messenger RNA of Grus americana (Whooping crane), 2954 nucleotides long. RefSeq names its product eukaryotic translation initiation factor 6 (gene EIF6). The record is from RefSeq and is a predicted model, not a curated record. The transcript has 6 exons. NCBI's taxonomy places the organism in Eukaryota, Metazoa, Chordata, Aves, Gruiformes, Gruidae. Gene Ontology annotation, cellular component: cytosol; preribosome, large subunit precursor; nucleolus. The coding region runs from base 105 to 842 and encodes 245 amino acids. Gene Ontology annotation, molecular function: ribosomal large subunit binding. Gene Ontology annotation, biological process: maturation of LSU-rRNA; cytosolic ribosome assembly; maturation of 5.8S rRNA.